AUGUCGGAUAAUGAAUAUGGAGAUAUCGAUGAAGAUGUUUGGAAUGAGGCUGAAGCCUUGAAUCAAGCAUCGCAAACGUUUCCGUUUAAUCCCCCGCAUCGGCGAAAACGAAGGCGAAUCAUCUCAGACGAAGGGCUCGACGAUGACCAUGACGAUGACUCAAUUGCGCGACGACGUCGGUCCCGAGACUCCAUACAUGGCGAUAAUGAUGAAGGCGAUGAGAAAAAAAAGUCGAAAUAUAGGAUACAUCUUGCCGAUCAAGAAGUGCCGGCGGCAGUCAUUAUGGGGGCUACACAAGCGGAUGGAAUGCCAGAUUCUAGUCCUUACAGGAUCAGAGGACCAAUAUACAGGAAGCCUAGGUCCCCUUAUCCGUCAGAACCAGAGCCCAGAUCUACGCCAGCAUUAGCCUCUAUUUUUCGACCUGCCAGAGCUCAAAAACAGACUAAUGUUCCCACCCCCGACCUUGUUUACGAUUUCUCCAAAGAGCUUGAGGAUCUACCCUCUGAUGCUUUCUCUCCAAGUCCGCCAGAGCAGCGCAUGGUAAAUGGUUCGAUUACGAUAACUUCGUCACCAACAUUUGGAUUUACACAAUCAGUUCGUUCUCAGCGUUUGGCUGCACCACAGAAUGCCCUUCGCCAAACUACACUCUUUGGUGGGCGUGCUCCAGACCAGAUGCCAUCUGCCACUCAAGCCAGAAAAGUUCAUAAUUAUUUUGUAGAUAAGGUUCCAGAACCACCAACUCACCAUUCUCUGGACCAAGAGGCUAUCAAAACAUGGGUGUAUCCUAAUAACCUAGGUCCAGAACGGCGAUAUCAAUACACAAUCGUACACAAGGGUCUUUUUAACAAUCUCCUGGUGGCUCUGCCGACAGGUCUCGGGAAGACAUUUAUCGCAGCGACUAUCAUGCUCAACUUUUUUCGGUGGACGAAGGAUUCACAAAUAGUCUUCAUGGCCCCAACAAAACCUUUGGUGUCUCAGCAAGUCAAGGCUUGCUUCGAAGUUGCAGGCAUCCCGAGAUCACUAACGACCAUGCUCACAGGAGAUCAGAAGCCCGCUUUAAGAGCCGAGGAAUGGGCUGAAAAGAGAGUAUUCUUCAUGACACCACAAACUGUCGAGAAUGAUUUGAAGUCUGGUAUAGCUGACCCUAAGAGGAUCGCGUUGCUUGUUGUUGACGAAGCGCAUCGAGCAACUGGCAACUACGCGUAUACCAACGUUGUCCAGUUUUUACGACGAUUCAACAAGAGUUUUCGUGUCCUUGCUUUGACAGCCACCCCUGGAUCAACCGUGGAAGCAGUUCAAGAGGUAAUUGACAACUUGGAGAUUGCCGAGGUCGAGAUUCGAACAGAAGAGUCUAUUGAUAUUAAAGAGUACGUACACCGACGAGAUAUCACUGAGAUUCUCAUAGACCCUUCCGACGAAAUAAUCAUGAUCAAAGAGCUUUUCAGCAAGGCACUCCAGCCGCUUGUUACUUUACUAUGCUCGCAAAACGCCUAUUACAGUAAGGAUCCCAUGGGGCUGACUCAAUUUGGCAUGCUCUCAGCUAGAAAAGCGUGGAUGGCAUCUAAUGCAUCAAACACUGUAGAUAGGGCUGUCAAAGGGAUGGUAAAUGCCUUAUUCACUGUGUUGACGAGCAUGGGGCAUGCAAUAAAACUUCUAAACUACCAUGGAAUCGGACCAUUCUUCUCAAAUAUCAAGGACUUCCGAGCGGAGGUUGAGGGAAACAAGAAAAGCGGGAAGUAUAAAACCCAAGUUGUCAAUAGUGCUGACUUUAAGACAAUGAUGGACCGGAUUCAAAGUUGGGUCAACAAAGAAGACUUUAUUGGUCAUCCAAAGCUCACUCAUUUGUGUGACACGGUAUUAAAUCACUUUCUUGAUGCCGGCGCCGGUUUGAUGGGUGACAAUAUGCCACCUUCAAGCACUCGAGUAAUUGUUUUUACAGAGUAUCGGGAUAGUGCCGAAGAUGUAGCACGGGUACUUAAUAGACAUGGUCCAAUGAUUAGGGCAUCUGUCUUUGUAGGUCAAAGUGACUCGAAGCGCUCAGAAGGCAUGAAUCAGGAAAAGCAGCUGGAAACUAUACAAAAAUUCAAAGCCGGCAGCAUAAAUGUUAUAGUUGCAACUAGUAUCGGAGAAGAAGGUUUGGACAUUGGAGAAGUAGAUCUUAUCGUUUGUUAUGAUUCUUCUUCGUCGCCGAUCAGGAUGUUACAACGAAUGGGCCGUACAGGAAGAAAGAGAGCCGGUAAGAUCGUUCUGCUCCUCAUGCGUGGAAAGGAGGAAGAUUCAUACAAAAAGUCUAAGGACAAUUAUGAGCAGAUGCAGAGGUUGAUUAGUGCUGGGUCUCGCUUCACUUUUCGCCACGAUCUAUCGGCUCGCAUCGUUCCUAGAGACGUCAAGCCUGAGGUGGACAAACGUUGGAUUGAAAUUCCUCCAGAGAAUACUCAAGAUCCAUCCCUACCGGAACCUAAACGACGUGCCAAAGCCAAGAAAAAGCCGGCGAAAAAAUUUCAUAUGCCUGAUGGUGUGGAGACAGGUUUCCGCAAAGCUUCAAAUCUGAAUAGCAAUGUUGCAGGUCUUUCUCAGCUAGACUUCGGUAUCAAGCGAAAACCUCGUGAGCUGAAUGAUGAUGAGCUGGCGCCAAUUCCCCUGCUGGACUCCGUGUUACUGAGCGCGAAGGAUUUGUCAGAGCUUGAUCGCCGUUUCUUGAGGGUACCAGAUGGUGCUUUGGAAGAAGUCGAGAUGCCCGAUUUGACAGGUCAACCUAUCACCCAGCGAUCUUUAACUCUAACAACUAAGGUAUCACAUGGAAAAUACACCAAAAGAUGCGUCAAUCUAUUCAAAAAGCUGUCGAGAUUUCAACGACCCGAGGAUCGCUAUAUCAAGCCAUACGGAGAUAUACCACCAUUUGACCUCGGUAGUGUGCCACUUAUGCCGUUAGAAGCGGAAUUACGCGCUAGUGUUCCCAAACCCUCUAAACCUUCAAAGCCCACACAAGUUUCCAAACCUUCUAAAGUCCCCAAAACCACACUCGCGCCCAAGAAAAUACCCGCUCCUAAAAAGACUGCAUUCAAAAAAGCUCCAGCACGUCGUAAUCGCCCGCCUCAAAACGACAACUCCGAGUCAGAAGAUAGCACCGCAUCUAUGGCCAUGGUAUCUCAUCUCCGCUCUUCACAGAUCCCUCAACCAGCGCCUGACUCUGAAGAAGAAGGGCCAGGUGAACGAGUUGAUAGAACUAGCGACAUGGAAGACUUAGAAGCGAGUGACGAUUCGGAUUUGGGGAGUUUAGCGGAUUUUAUCGAUCCCACACAAACUCAGAAUCGAAUACAGCUUACUGGCACGUCUAACUUUUCUUCGAGUCCGCCGCCGCCGAUGGAGAGGUGGGAUGGGAGUGAAAGAGGAAAAGGGAAAGCGAGAGUUGGGAUGCUGGGAAGAGCGGUGGAAAGAGAUAGAGCUAAAAUCCCAUCUUCCGAGAGGACGGCUCCUACGAUGAUGCAAGAGAGUAGCGACGAUGGUGAUGAUGGUGAAGAUGAUGAUGAUGACUUACCUACCAUCGAGGAUCUCGUCAGAGGUGAUGCCACCACUAGAAGGAUUGGGAAAUCCCUAACUAGUAGUGUAUUUAGCAGCGGGCAAAAGUCGACGCCGAACAUGUUUACGAGGAAAAGAGAUGGUGAUGUGAGGGUAAGAGGAACAAAGCGGAUGAUUGUGGAUAGUGACGAUAGCGACGAAUGA
This is a messenger RNA of Sclerotinia borealis F-4128, 3723 nucleotides long. The record is from the annotation of a GenBank genome assembly. Lineage: Eukaryota; Fungi; Ascomycota; Leotiomycetes; Helotiales; Sclerotiniaceae.